Messenger RNA from Ctenocephalides felis (cat flea), 2161 nucleotides. RefSeq names its product ER degradation-enhancing alpha-mannosidase-like protein 2. The record is from RefSeq and is a predicted model, not a curated record. Bases 35 to 2134 code for a protein of 699 amino acids. Gene Ontology annotation, molecular function: calcium ion binding; mannosyl-oligosaccharide 1,2-alpha-mannosidase activity. Gene Ontology annotation, biological process: endoplasmic reticulum mannose trimming; carbohydrate metabolic process; mannose trimming involved in glycoprotein ERAD pathway. NCBI's taxonomy places the organism in Eukaryota, Metazoa, Arthropoda, Insecta, Siphonaptera, Pulicidae. Gene Ontology annotation, cellular component: membrane; endoplasmic reticulum. The transcript is spliced from 11 exons.
UUAUAACCAUACUAUAACAACACAUUGAUUAAUAAUGGUCAGUCUGCGUGUUUUAGUUUUUUUAACUAUGUUUACACCAAUUUUUUCCAUAAGAAAAUAUUCAAAACAUGACAUGCUUAAAUUACGUGAAGAGGUUCGUCAAAUGUUCCAGCAUGCUUAUAAUGGUUAUUUAAAAUAUGCAUCAGAUUAUGAUGAAUUGAGACCAUUGACUUGCGAUGGUGUUAAUACUUGGGGAAGUUAUUCCCUGACUCUUGUGGAUGCUUUAGACACACUGGCUGUGAUGGGAAAUUAUACAGAAUUUAGACGUGCUGUAGAUAUUAUAAUUAGCAAAGCAAACUUUGAUACAAACAUUAAUGUAUCAGUAUUUGAAACUAAUAUAAGGAUUGUCGGAGGUUUAAUAAGUGCCCAUCUUAUGUCAUUUAGGGCAGGCAUUGACAUAGAACCAGGUUGGCCUUGCAAUGGUCCACUUUUGAGAUUAGCUGAGGAUGUUGCUAGAAGGCUUCUACCAGCAUUUAAUACACCAACUGGUAUGCCUUAUGGCACUGUAAAUUUGCGAUAUGGAGUACCAGAAGGAGAAACAUCCAUAACAUGCACUGCAGGAGUUGGAACAUUUAUAAUAGAGUUUGGAGCACUUAGUAGACUGACAGGGGAUCCAAUAUAUGAAGAGGUAGCAUUAAAUGCUUUGCAUUCAUUAUAUAAACACCGAUCUUCUAUUGGAUUAUUUGGAAAUCAUAUUGAUGUAUUAACCGGACGAUGGACUGCUCAAGAUGCGGGUAUAGGAGCAGGAGUAGAUUCCUAUUAUGAAUAUUUAGUUAAAGGUGCUAUUAUGCUUCAAAGGCCAGAACUUAUGCAUAUGUUUAAUGAAGGUUAUAAAUCAAUAAAUAAGUAUUUGCGCAAAGAUGAUUGGCAUAUAUGGGCUUCUAUGAAUAAAGGCCAAGUAACACUACCUGUAUUUCAAUCUCUAGAAGCAUACUGGCCAGGCGUUUUAAGUUUAAUUGGUGAUACAAAAAAUGCUAUGAAGACUUUACAUAAUUAUCACAGUGUUUGGAAGCAGUAUGGAUUUACGCCCGAGCUCUAUAACAUAGCUGCUGGUGAAGCUGGGACUAAUAGGGAAAACUAUCCAUUAAGGCCAGAAUUAAUUGAAUCAGUGAUGUACUUAUAUAGAGCAACACAAGAUCCAUAUUUAUUGCAAGUUGGUGAAGACAUAUUGAGAAGCAUACAACAUAGUGCUAAAACAUCUUGUGGAUAUGCUACAAUUAAAGAUGUCAGAAAUCAUCAAAGAGAAAAUAAAAUGGAAUCAUUCUUUCUUGCCGAAACAACCAAAUAUUUGUAUUUACUAUUUGACACUAAUAACUUUAUACAUUCAAGAGGACAACAUGGGCAAAUAAUUGAUACUCCAAAUGGUAAAUGCAUUAUUGAUACUGGAGGAUACGUUUUUAACACAGAAGCACAUCCAAUCGAUAUUGCAGCCUUACAUUGUUGUCAUGAAAUUCCCAGACAAAAUUUAUUAUCAAACUUACAUGAAAAAAUAAAAAUGUUCCGAAGCAUUAAAAGCAAAGUUCAUGACUUCACAACAGAUGAUCACUCAAAACCACAAAAAUUGCAAAGUGAAGGAAAGAUUUUGGAUAUUGAUAUCACAGAAAUAUCAGAAAAUGAAUUAAAUGAAAAUCCAAAUGUUAUGGAUAAUAAAUUUACUAAUGAUACAUUUUCAAGAAACAAUACUGAAGGAAAAUAUCAAACAAAUGAAAGUAGUUCUCAGGGUCAUCUAGGUGAAGUUAUUGAAAUUGUCAAGUUUUCUUCAGAUUUAGAUACAAAUUCCGAAGAAAAUGAUAUGCUACAUACGGCAAAUGAUUCCACAUUAAGAGAAAUUAAGUAUAAAACUGAUAUUGAUAAGAAUACUGCUAAAGUUGUAGACAGUUUUUCGGACACAACCCCUGUAGAAAGUUUAGUUAAAAAUUUGAUCAAAAGUGCGUUGCCAAAAAAAUUGAAGUUUGACCCACAAGAUUUAUUACUUAUGAUUAAGAAUAAUUAUCAUUCAAGAAAUAUUACAUGGGAGAAUGAUUAUAAAUUGCUUACUUGUAAGGCACAACCAUUUUCUCAAAGGAUAUCUCUAUUAGGUGAAUUUUACAAUUAAUUUUUUAUGUGAUUUUUUAAGAGCGGA